Suncus etruscus (white-toothed pygmy shrew) is the source of this 546-nucleotide messenger RNA. RefSeq names its product olfactory receptor 7A10-like. The record is from RefSeq and is a predicted model, not a curated record. Lineage: Eukaryota; Metazoa; Chordata; Mammalia; Eulipotyphla; Soricidae. The coding region runs from base 1 to 546 and encodes 181 amino acids. Gene Ontology annotation, molecular function: olfactory receptor activity; G protein-coupled receptor activity. The transcript has 2 exons. Gene Ontology annotation, cellular component: membrane. Gene Ontology annotation, biological process: G protein-coupled receptor signaling pathway.
AUGUACUUGAUCACUGUGCUUGGCAACCUGCUCAUCAUGCUGGCUGUCAGCUCAGAUUCCCACCUCCACACCCCCAUGUACUUCUUCCUCUCCAACUUGUCCUUUGUGGACAUCUGCUUCACCUCCACCACUGUCCCCAAGAUGCUGGUGAACAUUCAGACACACAGCAAAGUCAUCACCUAUGAAGGCUGCCUUACCCAGAUGUACUUUUUCAUCCUUUUUGUAGAACUGGAUGACUGUCUCCUAACCGUGAUGGCCUAUGACCGCUUUGUGGCCAUCUGCCACCCUUUGCACUACACAGUCAUCAUGAACCCCAGACUCUGUGGACUGCUGGUUCUAGUGUCCUGGGUCACCGUGGUCUCCUUGUUUUAUUGCACAAGCAUUGGGGUGUACUUGAGCUCUGCUGUCACUCAGAACUCACACUAUACUGCAAUCGCCUCUGUGAUGUAUACGGUGGUAACCCCCAUGCUGAACCCUUUCAUCUACAGUCUCAGGAACAAAGACAUCAAAAGGGCUCUGAAAAGACUCUUUAGGAUGGGCCACUAA